AUGGAGCUAAGCGCAGCCACCGUCUUCCUCUCCGUCGUCUCACUGGUGAUCCUCGUGUUCUUUCUUAGCCGCAAAACUUCAGCAAGUUCCAAGAAGAAGCGGCCUCCGGGUCCAUGGUGUCUUCCCCUGAUCGGCAACCUUCUCCACCUCCUCACCUCGCAGCCGCAGGCGGCCCUACGGGACCUGGCCAGGAAGCACGGCCCGGUGAUGUCCCUGCGGCUGGGCCAAGUCGACGCCGUCGUGAUCUCCUCCCCGGCAGCCGCGCAGGAGGUGCUCCGGGACAAGGACCUCACCUUCGCGUCGCGGCCGAGCAUGCUCACCUCGGACAUCAUCCUCUACGGGAACAUGGACAUCGCUUUCGCGCCGUACGGCGCGUACUGGCGGAUGCUGCGCAAGCUCUGCAUGGUCGAGCUCCUCAGCGCGCAGAAGGUGCGGCAGCUCGCGCCUGUCCGGGACGGCGAGACCCGCUCCCUCGUCAGGAAGGUCGGCACCGCGGGCCGAGGCGGCGAGCCGGUCAACCUCGGGAGGCUGCUCUGUUCGUGCUCGAUCUCGAUCACCGCGAAGGCGACGUUCGGCCGGCUGUGUGACGAGGAGCUCCAGAAGCAGUACAUGCCGGUCGUGGAAGUGGCUGUGAAAGAAGGUGGGGGUUUCAGCGCCGGGGACCUCUUCCCGUCUCUGUGGUUCGUCGACGUCGCCACUGGGCUGACACGCCGGCUGUGGCGAACGCGCCGUCAGCUCGACGCCAUAUUUGACAAGAUGAUCGCUGAGUGCGAGGCACAGCGAGCAGAGAAAAAGAAGACGACGGCGACGACGAAGACCACCGGAGAUGAAGAAGAACACCUCCUGAAUGUCUUGCUUAGGAUCAAGGAUGAGGGGAAGCUUGAGGUCCCCAUCAGCAUGACAAGCAUCAAAGCAAUCUUAUUUGACAUGCUCACCGGAGGCACGGAGACAACGUCGUCGGCCGCGGAGUGGAUCAUGUCAGAGCUCAUGAGGAACCCCGAGGCGAUGGCCAAAGCGCAGGCUGAGGUUCGACGAACAUUCGACGGCAAGAGCCCGGAAGACCAUGAGGGCCUCAUCGACAAGCUACGCUACAUGAAGAUGGUGAUCAAGGAGGGCCUGAGGCUGAACCCGGUGCUGCCACUCCUUCUCCCCCGCCUCUGCGGGGCGACCUGCGACAUCGGCGGAUUCGAGGUCGCCAAGGGCACCAAGGUCAUCGUCAACGCGUUGGCGAUGGCGCGGAGCCCCGAGCACUGGCCCAACGCGGAGGAGUUCAUGCCGGAGAGGUUCGACGGCGGCGUGGCGGGGGACUUCAAAGGCUUGCAGUUCGAGUACCUCCCAUUCGGUAGCGGGAGGAGGAUGUGUCCUGGAGACACCUUCGGGCUCGCCGUGCUGGAGCUCAUCGUCGCGCGACUUUUCUACUACUUCGACUGGAGCCUCCCCAACGGAAUGCGACCGGAUGAGCUCGACAUGGACAUGAUCGUCGGCUCGACGGCGAGGAGGAAAAACCAGCUGCACCUGUUGGCGUCGCCGUGCAGGGAGCUUCCCGUGGAAAUCUGA
Triticum turgidum subsp. durum (durum wheat) is the source of this 1557-nucleotide messenger RNA. NCBI's taxonomy places the organism in Eukaryota, Viridiplantae, Streptophyta, Magnoliopsida, Poales, Poaceae. The record is from the annotation of a GenBank genome assembly.